CUGAACUCAUCAGAGGAUGAUCUGCUGCCGACUUUGUUUCAAGAAAAUUCAUUCACUGCUGCAUAUCAAUCAAUUGUAGAUACGACUGAACCCUCUUACAAGGAGCUUAAUCCGGCGUACUUUAGCAUUUUAACCUUCCCAUUCCUUUUCGGAUUGAUGUACGCUGACUUAGGGCACGGUAUAAUUCUGACCUUCGUAGGACUAUGCUUAGUUUGAUUCUACAGAUGGAGUCCAAACAGCAACAGCGAGCUGCUUGAUAUGCUCUUUGGCGGACGGUUUAUGAUUUGUUUGAUGGGGCUCUGUAGUAUAUACACUGGUCUGAUUUAUAACGAUUUCUUCGGUAUGGCGUUCGAACCUCGUUCCACUGCGGGCAGCGGAAAUUCUGUUAACAACAGUGUUGCGUUGUUUGGCAUCGGCACAGAAUGGGAACUCAGCAAAUAUGAGUUGGAAUUCAUGAAUUCUUUCAAGAUGAAAGUUUCAAUUGCGAUCGGCUUCAUCCACAUGACGUUAGGCAUACUUCACGAAGGCGCGAACGCGUUGUAUUUCCGUCGUAAGCUAGACUUCUACUUUGAAUUCUUACCACAACUGAUAAUGAUGGCCGUUAUAGUUGGGUACCUGUCCUUUUUGAUCAUUUUCAAAUGGAUUUCUGCAAACGCUCUGAAAAAAGAGCUAAGUUUGAUCAGCGUUUUGAUAUCAAUGUUCAUGUCGCCCAACUCUAGCGAUGGUCCACUAUUAUACAAGCACGAGCGCACUGUCGAGAAAAUCCUUUUGUACUUAAUAUUGUUGUGCAUACCUCUCAUGCUGAUCUCUAAACCUCUACUAAUAAUUAUGAGAAACAAACGAUUUCAAAAUACUCAAGAUUCACUUGCGAUUGAAACCAAUUCAGAGCUGCAUCAGAGCAGAGUGCUUGAUCGCAUUCCUGAAGAUCAAAUUGUUCCAACUAGCAACCAUAAAGAAAAUAACUCUGAGAUGAUCGUUCAUCAAGUAAUACAAACAAUAGAAUUUACUUUGGGGUGUUUGAGCAAUACUGCGUCAUAUCUAAGAUUGUGGGCACUUACUCUGGCGCACCAACAACUGUCAAAUGUAUUUCUGGAACAGAUAGUGCUCAAUAUCUGUCGAGCAGUAGUAAAGCCUCAUAAUGGAGUGCUGCAAUUCAUCUCUGCAAUUCUAAUUCUCACAGUUGGCAUAGCGUUUUUCAGUGUAGUGACUCUUGGAGUGAUGCUUUCUAUGGACGGGCUUGAGUGCUUCCUCCAUACCUUGCGAUUGCAUUGCUUGAAAUUUCAAAAUAAAUUCUUCGACGGUAACGGUCUGGAAUUCAAGCCAUUUUGCUUGCGUAGCCAACUAAGGAAUUCUACGAACGUCUAG
This is a messenger RNA of Dermatophagoides pteronyssinus (European house dust mite), 1365 nucleotides long. Its product is annotated as V-type proton ATPase subunit a3-like. Lineage: Eukaryota; Metazoa; Arthropoda; Arachnida; Sarcoptiformes; Pyroglyphidae. The record is from RefSeq and is a predicted model, not a curated record.